Molecule: messenger RNA, 1236 nt
Organism: Fonsecaea nubica
Lineage: Eukaryota; Fungi; Ascomycota; Eurotiomycetes; Chaetothyriales; Herpotrichiellaceae
Exons: 2
Coding region: 1-1236 (411 amino acids)
Cellular component (GO): cytoplasm
Source: RefSeq, a predicted model, not a curated record
AUGGCGGCAACCUCCUACUCCACAGACCCGACCCUCUACCUCUAUACCUCACUAACGGCCGGAUCAUCUCACAUUAUUACCGCGACUUCAAGACUGGAGACCAUUCUGAAAGCCAACAAGAUCCCGUUUCGGGCACUGGACUGCGCAACAGAUGAGAAAGCGCGCAUGCUCUGGGGCAGAAGAUCCAAGGGAAGAAAGCUGCCGGGCUUGGUCAAAUAUGGCGAAAUCAUCGGCGAUCUCGAGCAAAUCGAAGAGUGGAACGAGUAUGGAGAGCUCAAGGAACAGAUUGCAGCCACUCAAGAUUUUGGCGGUCUGACCACGUCCGCGAACCUGGCUCCACAAGUACCAGCGACGAGCACUGCUUCGACCCCUUCGAGGUCCGGUCCCCCCUCACGCGCCUCGUCCGAGACUCGCCACAUCUCCAUUGCGGAACCAUCAGAGAAGGAAAAGGAAAAGAAUGCGGUGGCCGGAGAUACAAGGCUUGCUGCGUCACAGAAGCCUGCUGAAAAUCCCAUGAAUGUGGCUUUUCGGCAGUUAGGUGCGGAGGCCGCAGCCAAAGCCACCCAAAAGAAAAGCGCUGCUGCUGCCCAAUCUCCCAAGGCUGCAGCCGAUAGAGUCGGCACAGAGGCAGCGGUAGAGUCGGCCGAUACAGCGGCGGAGGUCACGGCAGCCAAAACGCCAGCCCAACUCGCAUCGGAAGGGGCAGCCAGAACAUCUGUCGGCAAGAUUGCGGAGUCACAAGACAAAAUCGCCGUAGAUGCGGCCGAGGAUACAUCGCCCUCGAAAGAAGAACAGAUUCUCGAGAUGCGUCGGACAAGUAGCGUCACGAAGUCCAAGUCGAGGUUGAGUGACGUGACGCCCAUAGAAGAGAGCGACAAGGUUGUCGCAGAGCCGGAAGAGACAUCGACCACGUCACAAUCGUCGAUUGCCGUGCCGGACAAUGAAGUCAGCGCCAGUUCUUCUACGAGUUUAUCUACGCAGGCGACGCCCCGCAAGCAGCAUCGUGGGAGCGACAUCGGAGAAGCGUCCCCUGAAGAGAUUCGAGCGCUGGAGAAGAAGCUGAGUAUACCAGAGGAGGACGACGACGAUGCGGAAGAUGCCGUCGAGACGACGCAGAGCAAAGCGGCCGAAGUGUCUGGCACUGAUAAGGCUGAGAAUGCCGCCACAGAAGGGACCGAGCCACAGAAGACUGACCCCAAGGAUGCGGACAAGGCUGGCGUCAGCGUGGGUGACUAA